Pseudocercospora fijiensis CIRAD86 is the source of this 222-nucleotide messenger RNA. RefSeq lists its product as uncharacterized. Lineage: Eukaryota; Fungi; Ascomycota; Dothideomycetes; Mycosphaerellales; Mycosphaerellaceae. The transcript is spliced from 7 exons. The record is from RefSeq and is a predicted model, not a curated record. The coding region runs from base 1 to 222 and encodes 73 amino acids.
AUGACACCUCUCAAAGCAGGGCUGGUUUCAUCAUCAAAUGACGCACCGAGAAUAAGUACGAAAUGCCGGUCAGGAAUUUCUUGUCGCUUUGAUCACGGCGAUAGCGCAGAUUUGUGGAGAAGAAUGUGCUUGAGGGAGUUGAUGAUUCUUGGACUUGGGACCGAAAUGCAAGGCCUCGGGAUCGCUGCUUGGACCUGCCAACAACUCUCACUGCUGUUCUAA